AGAUGUCCAUGUAGUGGGAUUACAAACAAUGAAUGGAUCUCUUGGCAUAUCAAUAACUGAAAUUGAACAUGGGAAUGAAGAUGAAGUAGCCAGUUUCAUUGUUAUUCCAAAGGAAGCUUUGAUAAAAACAAAUGGAACAUUUGUACACACAUUCUGUUUUGGAAAAGGCUAUUAUUUUAUGAAACGUCAGCAUAUGAAACCACCAAGCAUAACAAGUGGACAAAACAGCCUUAGGUUGCAAAGCAGUGUUUUUUCUGCAACUAUUGGGAACAAGACUGUGUCAAACUUAGAGAAUCCUGUAAAGAUAUCAUUUAGGAAGGCAUCAAACUAUAUUGGCAACGAAACUUGUCAAUACUGGGACUUUAAUAAAGGUAACUUUAAACUUUGUGUCUUUCCCUUUCCUUACCUCACCACGUAUUUUACACCCACCAGUGUAAGAGAUCCAUUUUCCCAUAUUAUCUCAGACUAUGUAACUUAUUACUUAUUUGGUGUUAUUAAUUCAAAUUUUAAAAACAGAUGAUUGGUCGCAAGAAGGCUGUACUACACUACCCUCUGCGACAGGAGACUUUGUAACAUGUCAAUGCAAUCAUUUGACAAACUUCGCAUUAAUCUUAAACAUCAACCAAGACUUCAAUAAUCCGCUCACGCUGAAAUUGAUUACAUGGAUAGGUUGUGGAAUAUCUAUUGCAGCUUUGUCGAUGACUAUUUUGGUUUUCGUUCUUGUCAGAAAAUAUCGCCAGAACCUUUCAUCUAAAAUAUUGGUGUGUUUAUGUUUAUCUCUACUCAUUACGAUGGUAAUUUUUCUGGUUGGGGCUGAAAGAACGUCUUCAAGGUCAACUUGUCAAGUCAUAUCAGGAUUGAUGCAAUAUUUUCUCUUGGCAACAUUUUGUUGGACAGCUGUUGAAGCUUUUAAUCUUUACAUGAAUUUUGUGGUGAUAUUCCAUGCUUCUAAACAUGAAAAUGGACUGUUCCAUAGAUUGGCCAGUAUUGCUUGGUGCACACCUCUUGUGGUUGUGAUUAUUACAGUUGGAGCAGGUUCUGAUGAGCUGGGUAAUGAUGAUUUGUGUGUUGUCCAUGGGUAUGCAUUCUUCUUUGGCUUGCUUUUACCCAUAUGUCUCAUUUUAAUGGGAAACGUGAUAGUAUUGAUUUUUGCUCUGAGAGGAAUGAGGACACCGAAAACAAUCAAAGGAGUAAAAGAUAGACAUGAACGCAUUCUACAGCUGUGGAGAGUCUUUGUAUGUUCAACAAUACUUGGCUUGACAUGGGCAUUCGCUGUUUUAGCCAUUGGUGACUUAAGAGACAUUUUUCAAUAUUUGUUCUCGAUUUUUAAUUCAUUACAAGGCUUUAUAAUAUUUCUUAUCUUUGUGAUUGCCCAUAAGGAUAAAAGAAAGGAGAUCUUGAAAGUGCUUUCGAUGAGGUCAUAUGGAGGACACAGACAUUCAAUGUCAGUUAAAAGUUCUUCUUCUGGUGAGUAAAAUUGUUAUUGCAAGUUUUAGUAAGUAACUAGAAAGAGGAUUCUAUUUAU
Molecule: messenger RNA, 1525 nt
Organism: Hydractinia symbiolongicarpus
Lineage: Eukaryota; Metazoa; Cnidaria; Hydrozoa; Anthoathecata; Hydractiniidae
Product: adhesion G-protein coupled receptor G2-like
Exons: 4
Coding region: 699-1475 (258 amino acids)
Biological process (GO): G protein-coupled receptor signaling pathway; cell surface receptor signaling pathway
Cellular component (GO): membrane
Molecular function (GO): G protein-coupled receptor activity
Source: RefSeq, a predicted model, not a curated record